CUUGGGUUUCGUGUGCGUUUCUGCUUUUCUUAAAGACCAUUACCUCUCUCAUUCCAAAGAAAUCCACAAAUACCCAGAAAAGACUAAGAAAGAAGAAAGUGGCUUGACGCUAGAAUCGCUUCAAAGACCCAGAUUUUCACUUCUUUUCUUGAUUUCGUUCUGGGAUAGUGUAUAUUUAGCUACACUUUUGGUUCUGGUUUUUUUGGUUGGUAGUGUUUCUGAAAAUGGGUAGCAAAUGGAGAAAGGCAAAGCUGGCUUUGGGUUUGAAUCUCUGUGUCUACAUGCCAAGAACUCUAGAAGAUCCGCUUCCCUCAAUCGACUCCUCCGAGAGGCUAUCUGAUGUUGCUUUGUUGUCACCUGGCAACUGGGACAUGACUACUCCUUCUCGGCCUAUGACUCCCACCCCGUCUUCUCACGGUUUGAGGUUCUCCAAAAGUGGAACCAAAUCGUCUAAGCAAAUGUGCUCCAUAUGUUUGACUAAGAUGAAACAAGGAGGUGGCCAUGCUAUCUUCACUGCAGAGUGCUCACAUUCUUUCCACUUCCAUUGCAUUGCUUCCAACGUAAAACAUGGUAAUCCAAUCUGUCCAGUUUGCAGAGCAAAAUGGAAAGAAAUCCCCAUGCAAAGCCCCGGUUCUGUUGCACCGUCUGAAAGGGCAUUGAUGAGCCCAAUUUUUUGGCCUCAAAAUGAUGCUUUGAUGGCUGUGGUCCGCCGAUUACCUCCUCAUCAUAGAGAUUUAAAUCGUCGGCACAUUGUGCCUCUAUGUCAGGCUCCUGAGCCUGGCGUGUUCGAUGAUGAUGAAUUGUUAGAUCAUCAACCUGUAAUUGCUGAGGGUAAGGAUGGCUCAGAUAACUGUUCUGUUAGAACAAUAGAGAUCAAAACAUACCCCGAGGUUUCAGCUGCACCAUGGUCCUAUUCUUAUGAUAAUUUCACUGUUUUGGUCCAUCUUAAAGCUGCUGCAUCAGUUGCAAGACAAAAUCCCAGCAGAAACCAAAUUCCCUUGCCACAACUUUCUAAGGCUUCUCGUGCACCAGUUGACUUGGUUACAGUGCUUGACAUCAGUGGUAGCAUGGCAGGCACCAAGCUUGCAUUACUAAAACGAGCAAUGGGGUUCGUAAUACAAAAUCUUGGCUCUAAUGAUAGGCUUUCAGUCAUCGCUUUCUCUUCUACAGCCCGCCGAAUCUUUCCUUUAUGUCGCAUGUCUGAUACAGGGCGGCAACAAGCACUUCAAGCUGUUAACUCAUUGGUUGCAAGCGGUGGAACUAAUAUUGCUGAAGGCCUUAGGAAAGGUGCCAAAGUAAUGGAGGAACGGAGGGAAAAGAAUCCAGUUUCCAGUAUAAUACUUUUGUCAGACGGGCAGGAUACUUAUACUGUCACUGGUUCUGGUUCUGCUUCUAAUCAAACUCAACAAAAUUACAAGUCACUCCUCCCUUUUUCCAUUCAGGGGGCUGGCAAUACAGGAUUCCAGAUUCCAGUGCAUACUUUUGGUUUUGGCACUGAUCAUGAUGCUUCUUCAAUGCAUUCAAUAUCAGAGAUUUCAGGAGGCACUUUUUCUUUCAUCGAAACUGAAGCUGUGAUGCAGGAUGCUUUUGCCCAAUGCAUUGGUGGUCUUUUGAGUGUUGUGGUUCAGGAUCUGCAGGUGGUAUUAGAGUGCACAGACUCAAAUAUCCACCUUGGUUCACUAAAAGCAGGUAGCUAUCCAAGUCGUGUGACAGUUGAUGGACAUGCUGGAUUUAUUGAUGUUGGAGAUCUGUAUGCUGAUGAAGAGAGGGAUUUCCUGGUAUCAAUCAAUGUCCCAGCGGAGUCUUCCAAAAGUGAAACAUCAUUGCUGAAAGUGAAAUGUAUUUACAAGGAUUCCUUAACUAAAGAAAUGGCAACAAUGGAGAGUAAUGUGGUUAGGAUACAAAGACCUGAAAUAAUUGGGAAGGAAAUAGUGUCAAUAGAGGUGGACAGGCAACGCAACAGGUUCCAAGCUGCGGAUGCAAUAGCAGAGGCAAGAACCACUGCUGAGCAGGGAGAUUUGGCUGGUGCUGUUUCUAUUCUUGAAAACUUUAGGCGGUUAUUGUCAGAGACUGUUUCAGCCAAAUCUGGUGACCGUCUCUGUCUUGCAUUGGAUGCUGAGCUCAAAGAAAUGCAAGAAAGGAUGGCAAGCAGGCAUGUCUAUGAGGCAUCUGGGAGAGCAUAUAUCCUUUCAGGACUAAGCUCGCAUUCAUGGCAAAGAGCCACAGCAAGAGGUGACUCUACAGAUGGUUCAAGUCUGGUUCAAGCUUAUCAAACCCCUUCAAUGGUUGAGAUGCUUACUCGAUCUCAGGCUAUGUUACUUGGUAGUCCAUCAGCUCAGAGACUUGUCCAACCAUUAUGGCCAUUUGGAUCGCAACCAAAGCCACGGUAAUAUUUGGUAGUAGGGAAAUCAUCUUAAACUUGUUCUACUGGUGCUCUUUUCCCUAUACUUUUUCAAAAUUACAUUUUGUAGAGGGAUAGGAUGGUGAUAUGAGGGUUUUUGGGCUGUUGCUAUGUUUCUGUCUUACUCUUACAUUGUGUAAAUGAAUAAAAACUGGUGAAAAGGCAAAAGAAUAUAUUUGAGGGGAGAUAAGAGAAGGGAGACUAGAUAGGGUGUAACACGUUUGUCUUUUCGUUUGUUUUUGAGUUGGGGGUGAUGUACAUAUAAAGAGAAUAUCUCUUUGGAAGAAGCUGGGUAUAAGUUUGUAACUGUGGAAAUGAAUGGAAUGUACUAUUCACCUAAUAUAAUUUUCUGCUUCAC
Rubroshorea leprosula is the source of this 2759-nucleotide messenger RNA. NCBI's taxonomy places the organism in Eukaryota, Viridiplantae, Streptophyta, Magnoliopsida, Malvales, Dipterocarpaceae. The record is from the annotation of a GenBank genome assembly.